Eleginops maclovinus (Patagonian blennie) is the source of this 1255-nucleotide messenger RNA. It is a transcript of the gene c1qtnf5, whose product is annotated as C1q and TNF related 5. The record is from RefSeq and is a predicted model, not a curated record. Gene Ontology annotation, molecular function: protein binding. The coding region runs from base 116 to 868 and encodes 250 amino acids. Lineage: Eukaryota; Metazoa; Chordata; Actinopteri; Perciformes; Eleginopidae. The transcript has 3 exons.
UUUUUCCCAGCCAGAGUCGAGGAGGGAGGGACUACUUUCACUGCUCUCCUGGACUCUCACACUUCAGCAGCAGCUCCCUAAGACUUCACACUACAUCAUCUGCCCUAACCCUGCAAUGUCCUCGCUCCGGCUGUUGCCUUUGUUGCACUCCCUCCUUCUCCUCCAUAUUCAUCUCUCCAACCAGUUAGAAGACAACAAGAUCCCUCCCAGUUUGUGCACUGGUCACCCCGGUAUCCCCGGCUCUCCUGGAGCCCAUGGCAGUCCGGGUCAGCCAGGGAGAGAUGGGAGGGACGGGAGAGAUGCUGCUUCUGGGGAGAAGGGACAGAAAGGGGACAUUGGAGACCCAGGUCAGACAGGAGUGCGAGGCCUGGCUGGGGACAGAGGUGACACUGGAGAAAAGGGGGAGAGGGGUCAGGCAGGACAGUGUGCAGUGGCCCCAAAAUCAGCCUUUACUGUUAAAGUCUCUGAGGGUCACGCUUUACCUCUCACUGUGGGCAAUGUGGUCCACUUUGACCAGGUCGUGAUCAAUGAACAGGGCGACUACAACACGGAGACGGGACGCUUCACCUGCAAAGUGCCAGGAGUUUACUACUUUGCAGUCCACGCCACAGUGUACCGAGCCAGCUUGCAGUUUGAUCUGAUGAAGAAUGCACACACUGUCGCAUCUUAUUUUCAGUUCUAUGGCAACUGGCCUAAACCGGCGUCUCUGUCGGGCGGCUCCCUGCUCCACCUCAUCCCUGGGGACCAGGUGUGGAUCCAGAUGGCUCUCUCGGAGUACAAUGGAUUGUACUCCAGCACAAAGACAGACAGCACCUUCACUGGCUUCCUGGUGUACUCAGACUGGAAAAACUCUGCUGUGUUUGCAUGACACGUGCCUAUGAACAAAACAAAGUCAUAUUCUACUUUGGGAAAUGACACAACCUGGCUUUUAUUUUCCUUUUUCAGUUUUCUAAUUGAAUAGUUCUGGAUAGGCAGUGACUUGGUACAUCUGUAUUUGUGUAAUAAGUAUAAAACACUCCAAACUUUGUUACUUUAACGGCAUAUGCCUUACUGGUGAAGUCUGAGGCAUAUGCGCUGUUUAUUCAGUGACUGUUCUUAAUCUGCAGCCUUGAAACUGCUGUAUCACUUCAAUCUUGUAACAGAUGUUUGACAAUGGCCUCCAGCCAAAAACAGCCUACAAGUUUAAACCGCUUUUAUGUUUUGUAUUGCACUCAGUAUCUGCACAACAAACAUAAAAAUCAUUGUGUUUCUAAAA